Messenger RNA from Clonostachys rhizophaga, 360 nucleotides. NCBI's taxonomy places the organism in Eukaryota, Fungi, Ascomycota, Sordariomycetes, Hypocreales, Bionectriaceae. The record is from the annotation of a GenBank genome assembly.
AUGGCUGACGUCGAGAUGAGCGAUGCCCCAACCACCGUGGCUAAGAAGGCGGACGGAGCCGUCGAGAAGAAGAAGUUCGAGGUCAAGAAGAGUCAUGCUAAUGCGAAACAGUGGAACGCCGUUGCACUCUGGGCCUGGGACAUUGUUGUUGAUAACUGUGCUAUUUGCCGAAACCACAUCAUGGAUCUUUGCAUCGAAUGCCAGGCAAAUCAGGCUUCGGCGACAAGCGAGGAGUGCACAGUUGCUUGGGGAAUCUGCAACCACGCCUUCCAUUUCCACUGCAUCUCUCGAUGGCUCAAGGCCCGAUCCGUCUGCCCGCUAGACAACAGAGACUGGGAAUUCCAGAAGUACGGUCGAUGA